This is a messenger RNA of Phialemonium atrogriseum, 1362 nucleotides long. RefSeq lists its product as uncharacterized. Gene Ontology annotation, biological process: dolichol-linked oligosaccharide biosynthetic process; polyprenol catabolic process. Bases 94 to 1065 code for a protein of 323 amino acids. Gene Ontology annotation, molecular function: 3-oxo-5-alpha-steroid 4-dehydrogenase activity. The record is from RefSeq and is a predicted model, not a curated record. The transcript has 2 exons. NCBI's taxonomy places the organism in Eukaryota, Fungi, Ascomycota, Sordariomycetes, Cephalothecales, Cephalothecaceae. Gene Ontology annotation, cellular component: endoplasmic reticulum.
AUUUGCUCUCGUAAAUGGAACCACACCAGACCUGAUUCACUUGAUUCUUGAAUCGAGAGGACCUCGAGUGUUCUUGACACCGAUUAAACGAAAAUGCCAUUCUCGUAUCCCGCUCUACCGGAAUUCAUAUUUGAUACUCUUUGCUCUAUCUCUCCUGCAGAAUGGUGCCGAGCUUUCUUCAUUCUCUCGAGUUCUAGUGUUCUAGCAGUUGCAGCCACCCCCGAGGCCGCUAGAAGAUAUUUGCUAGAUUACGGUGCCCGAACCCCAGCCAAGGACAGUAGCAAUGGCCGGAAAGACAAGACGAGUCGAGGAGACGGGCCCUUUGUGAAGCUCGUGGCCAUGGUCACCUCCUGUGGACAGGUGCCGCAUUCCUGGUUCAUUGCGUUUUACACGACGUCACUUACAUGCUCAAUAUUCUGGCUCAUCCAAUACUUGACAAGGGGGAACAUCUUGGACUUCGUCGCCUCCCGACAAGCCGGGACCUCGGACCCGUCAAUGAGCCUCGGACAGGUGGUCCUAGUGUGGACACUCAUGUUUCUCCAAGCGAGCAGGCGCGUAUACGAGCACUUGGUAUUCAUCAAGCCAUCCGCUUCGAAGAUGUGGAUCGUCCAUUGGUCGCUGGGGAUCUGCUUCUACCUGUGCAUGAGCAUAUCCGUAUGGGUUGAAGGUUCAGAGCCGAUCUUGAACCGCCCGUUGAAUCCUACAAACAUGCGGCUGGCCUCGCUCAAGAGCGUCAUCUCUGUGUUGGUGUACCUGUUCGCCUGGACAAACCAGUACCGCUGCCACAAAUAUCUCGCCGGGCUGAAGAAAUAUUCAUUGCCGGGGAGUGGCAUGUUUAGCAUCCUGAUAUGCCCGCAUUACACCUGCGAAUGCCUCCUCUACACCUCGUUGAUGGUAGCCGCAGCCCCAGAGGGCAGUUGGUACAACAAGACGCUGCUGUCUGCACUGGUAUUUGUGCUGGUUAAUCUUGGGGUUACUGCGCGGGGGACUCGGAAAUGGUCUAUCGACAAAUUCGGGGCCGAAUCGGUUGCGGCCAAGUGGAACAUGAUACCCUUCGUUUUUUGAGGGACCUUCAAAUCCCAUGCUCAGCGCUUCAUGAGCGUACUCAGCUUGUUUCCGAGCUUCGACACUUUCAGAACAUCACGGUACGUCAGGCUGGUUCGAGUUUUACGCAGGUUGCGGCCGCUUUGGAAAUCUUCUUUCGACCCAAGAAGAUCCCAGUUGGCGACUGUUUCCGACGACAAGCCCACGUCUUCCUCGAUGUCGGCGAUUCCAUGGAGGUACUCGGUAUAGAGGUCUGAGGUGGUGAUAAGCAGGCUCCGGGGUUCUUGGAGGAUCCUCCAAGCCGGCUCGGGGCCUAUU